UGUUGGUAGUGGCUUUUUGUAGCUGUCUCCUUCACUAAAAACCCUGAGCUUGUUUGUCCUUCUCCAAUGGCGACUAUCUGCAAACCCUCCAUCUCUCUGUUUUUGUCAUUGUCAUUGUUUGUUGUGAGUUGUGCUAUGGAUGAAGGUGAUAAUCUUCUAAGAUUUAAAGACUCUAUUAAUGACCCUUUAAACCUUCUUUCAAGCUGGUCUAAACACUCGACAAGUGAAUGUAACUGGAGAGGUAUCACUUGUACAUCUUCUUCUUCCAUAUCUUCUAUUAACCUUGUAAGUUUCAAUCUUUCAGGUUCAAUCUCAUCUUCUAUCUGUGAACUUCCUAAUCUUGUUCAUCUCAAUCUUGCAAAUAAUCUCUUUAAUCAGCCUAUACCUCUGCAUCUCUCACAGUGUGCUUCUUUACAGAGUCUUAACCUCAGUAACAAUCUCAUUUGGGGCACUAUUCCUGACCAGAUUUAUCUGUUUCAGUCACUCAAAAUUCUUGAUUUCAGUAGAAACCAUCUACAAGGAAGGAUCCCACAAGGCAUAGGCUCAUUGAAACACCUUCAAUUUCUCAACUUGGGAAGCAACUUGCUUUCAGGUCCUUUUCCUCUCAUUCUUGCUAACUUAACUCAACUUAUCAUUCUUGAUCUAUCUCAAAAUCCAUUCUUCCUCACUCACAUUCCUCCUGAUAUUGCUAAACUUACUAAGCUUCAGAUGCUUUUCUUGCAAAGCUCUGGUUUUUAUGGUGAAAUAGUACCAAACUUGUUCCAGGGUUUAAAAAGUUUGGUCAUUUUGGAUUUAUCAAACAAUAAUAUCACUGCUACUUUACCAAAAGUUGGCUUUUCUCUACCAAACUUGGUAUCUUUUGAUGUUUCACGAAACAAGCUUUCUGGCCCAUUUCCAAAUGGUAUAUGUGAAGCCAAAGGUCUUGUCCAUCUUGGUUUACAUACAAACUUCUUCAAUGGUUCAAUACCUAAUGACUCCAUUAACAAGUGCAUGAAUCUUGAAAGGUUUCAAGUUCACGACAACUUGUUCUCCGGGGAUUUUCCUUCAUGGUUAUGGUCAUUGCCCCGAAUAAAGCUCAUCACAGCUGAAAACAACAACUUCUCUGGAGAAAUUCCUGAUUCCAUAUCAGGGGCUGCUCAGUUGGAGCAAGUUCAGAUUGAUAAUAAUAGGUUUGCUAGUAAAAUUCCGCAAGGUCUUGGGUUGAUUAGAAGCUUGUACAGAUUUUCUGCAUCUGUCAAUGGUUUGUAUGGUGAGCUUCCUACAAACUUGUGUGAUUCACCAGUAAUGAGCAUUUUAAAUCUGUCACAUAAUUACCUCUCUGGAACAGUUCCUGAAUUGAUGAAUUGCAAAAAGAUAGUCUCCUUCUCACUAGCUCAUAACAAUUUGAUUGGUGAAAUACCAAAAUCACUUGGUGCACUGCCUGUUUUAACAUAUCUUGAUCUUUCCCAGAAUAAUCUUACUGGUCAAAUUCCACAAGAGCUUCAGAACUUGAAGCUUGCUUUAUUUAAUGUCUCAUUCAAUCAGCUAUCCGGUAGAGUUCCAGCUUCAUUGAUUUCUGGCCUUCCUGCUUCAUUUUUGCAAGGAAAUCCUGACCUCUGUGGUCCAGGAUUCUCCAAUUCUUGCUCACAAGAAAAAGCAAUGCCUAAGGGUGUUAAUCUUUCAAAAUUAGCAUCCGCCUUAUUAAUUUCAGCUGUUGCAAUUUCUUCGAUAAUUGCUGCUGCUGUUGGAUUUUACAUUAUAAGGCGGUGUAGGAAACAAAGAUCCGAAAUGAAUGGUUGGAGAUCAGUUUUUUUCUACCCUUUGAGAGUUGCUGAGAAUGAUGUGAUGAUGCAAAUGUGUGAUAAGAAUGCUAGAGGAAAUGGGGGAACCUUUGGAAGAGUUUAUAUUGUGAAUUUACCAAGUGGGGAGCUGAUAGCUGUGAAGAAGUUAAUGAAUUUCGGAACUCAUUCUUCAAAAUGUGAGAUAAAUACUUUAGCAAAGACGAGGCAUAAGAACAUCACAAAAAUUCUUGGAUUUUGUUACUCUAAUGAUGCGAUAUUCUUGAUAUAUGAAUAUGUAGCAAGAGGAAGCCUAGGGGAUCUGAUUGGGAAACCUGAUUUUGAAUUACCAUGGAGUGUUAGGUUGCGCAUUGCCAUUGGAGUAGCUCAAGGACUUGCAUAUCUUCAUAAAGAUUACCUCCCACAUUUACUUCAUCGAAACCUGAAAUCAACUAAUAUUCUUCUUGAUGCUGAUUAUGAACCAAAGAUGACCGAUUUUGCUCUAGACCGGAUAAUUGGAGAAGCUGCAUUUAAGUCAUCUUUGGGUUCAGAUGCUUCCUGUUAUUUGGCACCAGAAUAUGGAUACACGAAAAGGGCUAGUGAGGAAAUGGACACAUACAGCCUUGGUGUAAUCCUUCUAGAGCUUAUAACAGGGCGGCAAGCAGACAAGGCAGAAUGCGGUGAUGUGGUAAAGUGGGUAAGAAGGAAAAUCAACAUUACAAAUGGAGCACUUGAAAUUAUUGAUCCCAAAAUUUCAAGUGCUUCUCAACAUGAGAUGCUUGGAGCUCUCGACAUUGCUCUGUGCUGCACGUCUGUAAUGCCAGAGAAACGACCUUCAAUCUUCCAAGUUCUGAGGAUACUGCAUUCUCUCCAUUCAACAUCCAACCUUCCAUAUAUCCAUCAACCAUCCACUUCCACCUAUACUCUUUCUUAAUUCUGCUCAUGUACCCCUCCUAUAAAUGCUCAAAUUCCCCAUAUAUUUUACUAUUUCGAAAUGCCUUUAACUAUCCAAAUUCCCCACCAUAUAUUAUAUUUGGUUCUAAACAUCUCUUUCUUCUUUUGACUUCUUGUUUUUUAAAUGAAGGAAUGAGGAGUCUUUGUACUUGACUUGAAU
Molecule: messenger RNA, 2871 nt
Organism: Solanum verrucosum
Lineage: Eukaryota; Viridiplantae; Streptophyta; Magnoliopsida; Solanales; Solanaceae
Product: probably inactive leucine-rich repeat receptor-like protein kinase At5g06940
Exons: 2
Coding region: 67-2691 (874 amino acids)
Biological process (GO): protein phosphorylation
Molecular function (GO): protein kinase activity; ATP binding; receptor serine/threonine kinase binding
Source: RefSeq, a predicted model, not a curated record